This is a messenger RNA of Anoplopoma fimbria (sablefish), 7405 nucleotides long. RefSeq names its product protein unc-13 homolog B-like. The record is from RefSeq and is a predicted model, not a curated record. The transcript is spliced from 39 exons. Gene Ontology annotation, biological process: synaptic transmission, glutamatergic; neuromuscular junction development; dense core granule priming. Gene Ontology annotation, cellular component: presynaptic active zone cytoplasmic component; synaptic vesicle membrane; plasma membrane. The coding region runs from base 212 to 5107 and encodes 1631 amino acids. NCBI's taxonomy places the organism in Eukaryota, Metazoa, Chordata, Actinopteri, Perciformes, Anoplopomatidae. Gene Ontology annotation, molecular function: calmodulin binding; diacylglycerol binding; phospholipid binding.
AUAAUGGCGUGGCCGCGGUGGGGGGCUGCCGCUCUCUGCCCGAGUCCAGCACCGGAAAACCACCUGUAAAACAUUCAUUUGGAGUUUACCGGCGAUUUGAAAAGUAAUUGAACCGCCUGUGACGAUGCCGGACGGAGUAAAUCUCCGCUGAGAGGCUGCUCCGCAAAACUGUGUGAAACUACCGGACUGUCGCUGGAAGAAGCGCUUUGCCAUGUCGUUACUGUGUGUCAGAGUGAAAAAAGCCAAGCUCCAAGGACCACCAGACAAGUUCAACACCUACGUGACGCUGAAGGUGCAGAAUGUCAAAAGCACAACCAUCACAGUGCGGGGUGAUCAGCCCUGCUGGGAACAGGAUUUCAUGUUCGAGAUCAACCAGCUGGACCUCGGCCUCAUUGUCGAGGUGUGGAACAAAGGCCUCAUCUGGGACACCAUGGUUGGGACCACUUGGAUUCCUCUGAAGAGCGUCCAGCAAUCAGAAGAGGAGGGCUCAGGUGACUGGCUCUUUCUUGACGCGGAGGUCUUGAUGAAGGCGGACGAGAUAUAUGGCACCAAGAACCAGACGCCACACCGCGUCCUGCUGGACACGCGCUUCGAGCUUCCUUUUGACAUCCCAGAUGACGAGGCACAGUACUGGACGGGCAAACUGGAACGCAUAAAUACCAUGAGAAUCCACGAUGAGUAUCCUCUUCAGGAUGACGUCCAGAGUCGCCCGCUGCCAUUUGCGGCCUCCCAGUGCUCUCUGGAUGACCAUGACAGUGCCGUGGACGACCGGGACAGCGACUACCGCAGCGAGACGAGUAACAGUCUGCCUCCGCGCUACCACACGACGGCUCAGCCCAACUCCUCCAUGCACCAGUACCCCAUGGGGCCUCGGCAGCAGCACCACCACCACCACCCGGACUCCUGCACAGACUCGGUCCACAGUUUUGACCUGGACUACAGAGACCAGAGAGGAACCAGUCCAGUGGAAAGUAGUCGCUUUGGGUCAUCAGGAAACUUGAGCCAGACCAGCUCCCAGCUUAGUGAGACUGGCCAGGAGAGCACUGGAGGGUCAGAGCUGGAGGAGUCUUUCCACUCCUACCACAGUACUAGCUUUCAUCCCUCCACCAAUGGGCAACCACACACCAAUGGACAUCCUCCCACCAAUGGAAACUCUACUGUCGGUGAGCAGCAGAAACAUGGGCUGUCCCCUGAAGUAGGACAGGGCCUGAGAAAGGACACUCCAGCAGAGCGAGGUUCCUCUAAACUCGUAAGGUUCCAUGAUGACGGGCCGCCAUUACCCUUUUCCCCAUCCAGAGUUUGUUGGUUGAAGGCCAUCAAUAAAGUCAGGGUUCAGCUCCGGGAGGUCCGAGAUGAAGAACCCAAUGCCAGACAAGCCUGGGACAAACCAGGUGGCGGAUCUGGUCUGUAUGGAAUUGACAGCAUGCCAGACCUGCGUAAAAAGAAACCCAUCCCCUUGGUCAGCGAUGUGUCUCUCGUCCAAGCCAGGAAGGCGGGGAUCGCAUCUGCCAUGGCCGCACGGUCCUCGAUCAAGGAUGAGGAGCUGAAAAACCAUGUGUACAAGAAGACCCUGCAGGCUCUCAUCUACCCCAUAUCCUGCACUACGCCACAUAACUUCGAGGUGUGGACCGCCACGACGCCCACAUACUGCUACGAGUGUGAGGGCCUGCUGUGGGGAAUAGCUCGCCAAGGCAUGCGUUGCUCCGAAUGCGGGGUCAAGUGCCACGAGAAGUGCCAGGAGCUACUGAACGCCGACUGCCUACAGCGUGCUGCGGAGAAGAGCUCCAAACAUGGAGCUGAAGACCGAACUCAGAAUAUCAUCAUGGCCAUGAAGGACAGGAUGAAGAUCAGGGAAAGGAACAAGCCGGAAAUCUUCGAACUCAUCAGGGAAGUGUUCAUCAUCAGCAAAGCCAUCCACGCACAGCAGAUGAAGACCAUCAAGCAGAGCGUACUGGACGGCACUUCCAAGUGGUCGGCAAAGAUCACCAUCACAGUUUUUUGCGCCCAAGGACUUCAGGCAAAGGACAAGACGGGAUCCAGCGAUCCGUACGUCACCGUUCAGGUGGGCAAGACCAAGAAGAGAACCAAGACCAUUUACGGCAACCUCAAUCCGGUCUGGGAGGAGAAGUACCACUUCGAGUGCCACAAUUCCUCUGACCGAAUCAAAGUACGCGUGUGGGACGAGGACGAUGAUAUCAAGUCGAGGGUGAAGCAGCGUCUGAAGAGGGAGUCCGAUGAUGAUUUCCUGGGCCAGAGCAUUAUCGAAGUGCGAACGCUGAGCGGAGAAAUGGACGUCUGGUACAACCUGGAGAAGAGGACAGACAAGUCAGCCGUGUCGGGGGCCAUUCGCCUUCAAAUCAACGUGGAGAUCAAGGGCGAGGAGAAAGUGGCUCCGUAUCACGUGCAGUACACCUGCUUGCACGAGAACCUGUUCCACCACUACACCGACAUGCUCGGCCAGGGCACGGUGAAAAUCCCGGAGGCCCGCGGGGAUGACGCCUGGAAGGUCUACUACGACGACGUGGCCCAGGAAAUAGUGGAUGAGUUCGCCAUGCGCUACGGGAUCGAAUCGAUCUACCAGGCUAUGACGCACUUUGCCUGUCUGUCCUCUAAGUACAUGUGUCCCGGGGUCCCCGCCGUGAUGAGCACCCUGCUAGCCAACAUCAACGCCUUCUACGCCCACACGACCGCCUCCACCAACGUGUCAGCCUCCGACCGCUUUGCUGCUUCCAAUUUUGGGAAAGAGCGCUUUGUCAAGCUUUUAGACCAGCUACACAACUCCCUGCGCAUUGACCUCUCAACCUACAGGAACCACUUUCCUGCCAGCAGCAAGGAUCGCCUGCAGGAUUUGAAAUCCACCGUGGACCUUCUAACCAGCAUCACCUUCUUCAGGAUGAAGGUCCAGGAGUUGCAGUCUCCACCGAGAGCCAGCCAGGUGGUGAGGGACUGUGUCAAGGCCUGCCUCAACUCUACGUAUGACUACAUCUUCAACAACUGCCACGAGCUGUACAGCAGACAGUACCAGCCCGUCGAUGCGAACAAGGAGGAGCUUCCUUUGGAGGAGCAGGGUCCAAGCAUCAAGAACUUGGACUUCUGGCCCAAGCUAAUCAUGCUCAUCGUCUCCAUCAUCGAGGAGGACAGGAACUCCUACACGCCUGUGCUCAACCAGUUCCCCCAAGAGCUGAACGUAGGGAAGGUGUCAGCGGAGGUCAUGUGGACAUUGUUCGCUCAAGACAUGAAGUAUGCUAUGGAAGAGCACGAGAAGAACAGACUGUGUAAGAGCACCGACUACAUGAACCUGCACUUCAAAGUCAAGUGGCUCUACAAUGAAUAUGUCAAGGAGCUGCCGAACUUUAAGGGCGUCGUUCCAGACUACCCAUCAUGGUUCUUACAAUUUGUGCUACAGUGGUUGGAGGAAAAUGAAGAUGUAUCUAUGGAGUUUAUGCAUGGAGCCCUCGAGAGAGACAAAAAAGAUGGAUUCCAGCAGACCUCUGAGCAUGCUCUCUUCUCCUGCUCUGUGGUGGACAUCUUCACCCAGCUCAACCAGAGCUUUGAGAUCAUCAAGAAACUGGACUGUCCCGACCCUAACGUCAUGGCUCAGUACAGCCGCCGCUUCUCCAAGACUAUUGCCAAAGUUCUCCUGCAGUACAGUGCCAUACUGACCAAGAGUUUUCCUACUUAUAUCGACAAGGAGAAGAUUCCAUGUGUCCUGUUGAAUAAUGUGCAGCAGUUAAGGAUCCAGCUGGAGAAGAUGUUUGAGUCGAUGGGUGCCAAACAGAUGGACACUGAGGCCAGUGGCUUACUGAAUGACCUGCAGGUGAAGCUGAACAACGUGUUGGAUGAGCUCAGCAGCACAUUCGGGAACAGUUUCCAGAGCCGCAUCAACGAUUGCAUGCGACAAAUGGCGUCGCUGCUGUACCAGAUCAAAGGGCCGCUCAACGCCAACAACAAGAACCAGGUGGACGCCGACUCUGACAACAUGCUGCGGCCACUCAUGGAUUUCUUGGACGGAAAGCUCACACUGUUCGCCACCGUAUGUGAGAAGACUGUAUUGAAGCGGGUGCUCAAGGAGCUGUGGAGGAUCGUAAUGAGCAGCUUGGAGAAGACUAUCGUCCUGCCACAGGGCAGCGAUACCUUUGUAAGCUCAGCAAUGUUUUUUUUACUAAUUUGGCUCUUCAAAAAGAAUGACGAUGAAGAGCAGCGACUCAAUUUUCUUUAUAUUUUCUCCCAGGGAGCACAGAUUCUCUCGGCUGCUAAAGAACUGGGCCAGCUCUCCAAACUCAAGGAUCACAUGGCAGGCGAGGCUAAAAGCCUGUCUCCCAGGCAGUGUGCUGUCAUGGACGUGGCACUGGACACUAUCAAGCAAUACUUCCACGCAGGAGGCAACGGGCUGAAGAAGGCGUUCCUGGAGAAGAGCCCCGAGCUGUCCUCUCUACGCCACGCCCUGUCCCUCUACACCCAGACCACGGACACACUCAUCCAGACCUUUGUGACCACCCAGCACGCACAAGUGCACAACGGGAAGGGUAUUAGGUUAACUCCCAGUGAGAAAGUACAGCCCAGCAGGGGUUCAGGUGUGGACAAGCCAAUAGGCGAGGUGUCCAUCCAGAUCGAGCUGCAUACUCACCCUGGGAACAGGGAGCGUAAAGUAACUGUCAAAGUCAUGGGAGCCAACGAUCUAAAGUGGCAGACGUCCGGCAUGUUCCGGCCCUUCGUGGAAGUCACCAUGAUCGGGCCUCACCUCAGCGACAAGAAACGCAAAUUCCAGACCAAGUCCAAGAAUAACAGCUGGUCUCCCAAGUUCAACGAGAUCUUCCACUUCGUCCUGGGCAACCAGGAAGGCUUCGAGUGCUACGAGCUGCAGCUCUGCGUCAAGGACUACUGCUUCGGCCGGGCGGACCGAGUGGUCGGCCUAGCCGUGGUGCAACUGAGGGACAUCGCGGGGAAGGGUCACUGCGCGUGCUGGUGCCCGCUGGGCCAGCGCAUCCACAUGGACGACACGGGCCUCACGGCCAUGCGCAUCCUCUCGCAGCGCUCCAACGACGACGUGGCCAAGGAGUUCGUGAGGCUGAAAUCGGAGACCCGCUCAGCUGAGGAGGGCAGAUGAGGGGAGCUGGAAUGGGGGGGGGUAAAGACAGGAGGGACGGGAGUAAUCCUGGUUUCACGAUAAGAGAGGAGGAUCUCAUGUGAUGGUCUUUUUCCUCCGUAGAUGGAGGAUGAUUCCCUCGUUGACCUUUCGUGUGUCUUAGCUGCUGUUGACUGUUUUUGCGGCACUGACACACUUGUCACCUUCGCACUAUUUUUUGGGCGGGACAAACACUCACUCCCGGUAUAUUUACAGAGCACACACACACACACACACACACACACACACACACACACACACACACACACACACACCCCCUCAAGCUUCACACUCACCAGCUGUUUCUAUCAGGCUGCAACCACUUACUCCUGUCUUUCAACCUCUUUGUUCUCCCCCCUCUCUCUCCUCAUCCGCUGGAGCUUCGCAGCGCGUGCACGCCACAGCCUCGGAGAGAACGGAGGACGCCAGGCCUAACAGAGGUCCCAGGCCUCCCAAGUGUUGUUGUGCAAUAACCCCCCCUCCCCCCACCUCCAACCUGAACCCCCUCAAACCCUGGCUGUGGGUUUUUUUAAUGCCUUACACUCUGCAAACUGUGAAUGUGUGACGUAAAGACAAAGUGAACACCCUGUUCUGUAGCUCCACUGUGACGGUUCAAGUCGAUGUGAAAAAAUCCUCUGUGUGGUUUUAUCUCAUGAAGGGGUUUUUAGUUUGGAUGAAUGAAUGGCUGGUAGAAAGGAGACAGGCCUACUUUUUAUGGUCUGUUAAUAAUGAAAUACAUUGAAGUAAAGCUGAUGAAACAUUGUACCACUUUCACAAGUAAUGUCUCAGUAGAUGGUACUUAAACUAAUAACCCCUUAAUUAUACCCCUUAGAUUAAACGAUUCAGUUAAAUGUGUGCCUUGCCAUGUUAAGUUCCAAUCCCCGUUUCCCGGGAAACACCACAGUGAUAUGAUCAGUAUGUAAUCUAUCUGUGGGGAAAUCAACAACAUAAUGAUUCCAAGCAAAACCUAGUGAAAAGUGACACCAACAGUGUUGACCCCAGUAUGUGAAAGGUGAAUCCUGUUUCAGCCACAUUCACGUCCAAACUAUAAGCUCCAUCAGCAGCCAUUUUAUUUAUUUAUUUUUAUACAUAUUUAUUUUUGUUCGUGCUUUUUCAAAGACUGCAGUUUAAUAAUGUUGUUCACUGCCAGGUGGUCUGUCAGACCCGAGUCAGAAGUCAGAAUAAAGUGACAAGCUAGCGUUUGUUGGUGGCGACUUGUGUCAUUGACUGCACUAGCGAUAGAUGUAUUUUAGAAUCGUUUCAUUUUUAGUUAAGAAAUAUAUAUGUUAAACUUUCAGGUAACAACUUUUUCUUCCAAAAGGAUAUCUGAACAUUUGAAUGCGAGUAUAGAAUUACUUCUGGUUUACAUUACUGCUCUGUCUAUGAGUGGCCUUACUUAAGUUAAAAAUAUAUAUAUGAUGUUUCUCUUUUUUAAAUUUAUUUAGUAUUUCCUUGUAUUUCCUUCGGCUCUCAGCAAUGAGGAACCGGACAGUUUGUUUUUUGCCCAUAAUGAUGUCAAAUAAGUUUUCCAAGUGAUUCUCCUUAUCAUUUUUUCUACUUUUUAUCGUUGAUGAUAUUGCAAAAUGUCGUAUCUUUAUUUCUAGGCUGGGAUUUCUUUGCAGCCUGUUAUACUUUGUGUUAUGAUUUUCAAAUGCUUCCUGUGAAUCCUCUGUCAGUCAUGAUAUACAGUGAGACGUGUGCCAGUGAAUUUGCUCCUACAUGAAGAAUAUUAAAGUGUUACUUUUAAUGAAGGAUGGGUAUUUCUGUAAUGUGAGAACCUCUGUGUGUGCACAUUUUUAAAACCGACUGUAGAAACUCUUUGCUCCUCUCUGUUACAGGACGUUAUGCGUUGUGAAUACAGACGUCUCAUCGCCAUUCUUUGAUAUACACGUUCCUUGUGCCAAGCUACAAAUGUUCUUUUUAUUUUAAAAUUUUCUAUAUUUGUUAACCCUUGCACUACCACUAAAUCACUGCAAAAGUUAACAAGUCAUUGUAACUGCAUAUGUGUGGUGUUUUCUUUGUAUGUGUUGUCGUCACCAUGUGAACAUUCUCAAUAAUGAAUUUUGUAUAAAGUAUUUGAGAAUUAUCUACAAAUCUCUUUAUCCGUUUGUUUUUUUUCCCCACUACAAUACGACAUUGAAUGCGGGUUUUGUAAAAGUGCAGUGAGCGAUUCUAAUCCAGUCUACUUGUUUUCUUCUAAUGCAGAGAAAAUCUCCUCUCAGUCCGCUAGCUAUACUCUAUACUAUACUCUAUGCUGCUGUAAAUCCUGUAAAUUUCACC